AUGGCCGCUGUACUCGCAACUCCCGUCGUCCCGGCGUCGCCCAUGACCAUUACACCCAUUGCGACAGCAGCCGGGCUCGAGCUUCGCGACAAGCAGGUCGCGACCACAGUAGCACUCACGACGACUUUUACACCGCCCGCAGAAUGCACCGAGAACCACCUGACGAUGCUGGUUGGCGCCCUGGAGAAGAUCUGGAUCAAUGAGCCUGUGCCGCUCCCAAAUUCAACCAUUACAUCAUGCUAUCCCACGGAAUGGGUCAAUGGAUACUCUUCGGUCAUGUUCAAAUCCAGCUCCAUGGCACCCGUCAUGAGCCCGCUCGUGUGUCCCAGUGGCUGGAACACGGAGAGCAGUACUUGGUCCAACGGUUACAUUGCGUGUUGCGCGUCAGGCUUCACUUUCGCUGCACCCACCAAGACCGCCGAUCGCGACCGUCCUGCCUACGGCGGUACAUGCUACAGCAACUUCGACCUCAGCCAAACCGCCACCGUCACCGUGUACAACCCCGUCGAACUCUCGACGACAAUCGCAUGGGUGGCUACUACGACGCCUGCGCAGGCCUACGCGCACCCGAUCGAAGGUAUCGCGGCGGACUACACGCCAGUUCCGUCGGCGGCGAAGGAAAGCGACACCGCCGGCACGCCCAACUCGGACGAUAAUGCUGCUCCGAGGCUUGGAGGCAACUCGAAGGCGGCGAUCGUGAUUGGAGUCCUGCUCGCGAGCCUCAUGGCGUGGUAA
Messenger RNA from Colletotrichum truncatum, 735 nucleotides. Its product is annotated as CFEM domain protein. The record is from RefSeq and is a predicted model, not a curated record. NCBI's taxonomy places the organism in Eukaryota, Fungi, Ascomycota, Sordariomycetes, Glomerellales, Glomerellaceae.